Messenger RNA from Trichoplax adhaerens, 2008 nucleotides. RefSeq lists its product as uncharacterized. Gene Ontology annotation, molecular function: RNA binding. Gene Ontology annotation, biological process: regulation of alternative mRNA splicing, via spliceosome; mRNA splice site recognition; alternative mRNA splicing, via spliceosome. Gene Ontology annotation, cellular component: catalytic step 2 spliceosome; precatalytic spliceosome. The transcript has 15 exons. Bases 1 to 1863 code for a protein of 620 amino acids. The record is from RefSeq and is a predicted model, not a curated record. Lineage: Eukaryota; Metazoa; Placozoa; Uniplacotomia; Trichoplacea; Trichoplacidae.
AUGGACAUGGACAUUGAAGUAGAAAGUGAUCCUGUCAAAAUCUCACAGAAUGAUCAAGAACAGAGUGUCGACGACGAAAACAGGGAUCCAACGGUACAAGACGACAGCGAUACAGCUGGAAGAAACGACGCAGACAACGGAGAUGAUGAGUCUGCUCAGGCCAAUCGAAGACAACGAAGAAGGAAACGAGGCUGGGAUAUUGCAUCGUCUACUGAUAAAGAUCAGUCUACCAGUGCAGAAGUCAUUCAAACCGGGGAAUUGCUAGCUGGUCCUGGUGCCUCAGUUCAUGAUGCUUCAACCGUAGCAAAGCAUAUACUGGCUGCGUCAAAGUUACCGACACUAAAUGAUGUCCAAGAAGAAGCCUUACGCAAAGCCAAACGCUAUGCUGUUGAACAAUCUGUUCAGUCGCUCCUAACAAAGCAAGCUACUGUUCAACAACAACAAGUUUCUGCUUUGCAAGUUGCCGCACAACAACAAAGAGCGUUAGCAUUAAUGUGCAGAAUAUAUGUAGGAAGCAUCAGCUUUGAUUUACGUGAAGAUCAUAUCAAGCAAACCUUUAGUCCUUUCGGUCCAAUUAAAAACAUUAAUCUUUCGUGGGAUACAGUUACGAUGAAACAUAAGGGUUUUGCUUUCAUUGAAUUUGAAACUCCAGAAGCUGCACAGUUAGCUCUAGAACAAAUGAAUGGCCAACUUAUGGGAGGCAGAAAUAUAAAAGUUGGAAGGCCGACCCAAAUGCCUCAAGCUGGCCCCCUUAUCCAACAGAUUGAAGAAGAAGCUAAAAACUAUGCGCGCAUUUAUGUUGCAUCUGUGCAUCCAGAUCUUUCGGAAUCAGAUAUCAAAAGCGUUUUCGAAGCAUUUGGAAAAAUUAAAUCUUGCACGAUGCCUUUAGACAAUAUUACCGGUAAACACAGAGGUUAUUGUUAUAUUGAGUUAGACGGUCUACAAUCAGCAAUGGAUGCUAUUGCUUCUAUGAACAUGUUUGAUCUUGGAGGACAAUAUUUAAGAGUUGGACGGGCAGUGACACCUCCUACGGCUACUGCACAACCGAACACUUUACCUCCAGCUGCAGCACUCGCUGCUGCGGCCGUUUCCGCUAAGAUACAAUCACAGGACACCGGAAUUUCGAUUCCUACUGCGACUUUGGCAGCAAAUCCUUUAAUAGCAACGAAUUUAGUGGGUGUCACCAGUAUAAACAGUGUUACAACUGUCUUGCCAACGGUUCCAACUGGCGUAGUAGCUGUAACACCAACAACCACUGUUCUUACAUCAGUCGCUACUGUGCCCACUACAUCUAUCGUUACGGUAACAGAAACUCUUGCUGCUGCUGCUGCUCCUCCUCCUCCUCCUCCUCCUCCAACUACUACUGUAGUUGCAGAAGCAGAACCACAAAGUACACCAGCAGAGAAAGUAGCAGCUGUUUUGGCAAAUGCGAAGAAAUUAUCGGAAGAGAAUGCGAUAAACCAGCCAGAAAUGCAAAGUCUAAGCCACGAAGAAAGUAUGUCUAUUUCGGGUAGUACUGCACGAUAUAUGGUGAUGCAAAAAUUGUCUAGAAAGGAGGAACAAUCUCAGGUUAUUAUCCUUAAAAAUAUGGUCUCCGUUGAGGACAUCGAUGAAGAUCUAGAAACUGAGGUUACUGAAGAAUGUAGCAAAUACGGGACGGUGAAACGUGUCAUAAUAUAUCAAGAACGUCAAGGGGAAGAAGACAAUGCGGAUGUUCUUGUUAAAAUUUUUGUUGAAUUUGAUUCACCAUCGCAAGCUGGAAAUGCUAUUGAUGCUCUGAAUGGAAGAUGGUUUGGUGGUCGAACAAUAAAGGCAGAAACAUAUGACGUUACAAAAUACUCAACUGGAGAUCUAUCUGCGUGAGAAGACGAUCAUUUAUAAUAGUUUACAUGAUAUUUGUUACGUACUGUAUUUUAAUAUAUAUAUAGGAGAUGUAAACUGUACAAUUGUACUGGUGUCAUAUAUUUUAGUACUAUUCCCUUAUCAUGAAAUAAAAGUUUUGUGAAAU